Lindgomyces ingoldianus is the source of this 1239-nucleotide messenger RNA. RefSeq lists its product as uncharacterized. The transcript is spliced from 8 exons. Lineage: Eukaryota; Fungi; Ascomycota; Dothideomycetes; Pleosporales; Lindgomycetaceae. The record is from RefSeq and is a predicted model, not a curated record. The coding region runs from base 1 to 1239 and encodes 412 amino acids.
AUGGGAAUCGAUGAUUGGAGAGUUGAGGGCUUGCUCUUAUGGAAGGCUGGGGUACCGGAGAACGUCCUGCAAAGUGGUUUGGGCAUGAAAUGUGGAAUUGAGUUUGGGUAUGAUUUCGAUGUUGAAAGUGGGAUUGAAGGCGAGGGAAGUGGUAAAAGCAUGCAUGCAGAAGUCUCAGAAUAUGGUAUUGAAGUUAAAAGAUAUUAUUGGUGGCUGCACAAGUUGCAGCUCAGGAGCCACAACCGCAAGAGUGGCGAGAAGCUUCAUUUUAAGCAUGUUAACGAUUUGGCGAAGGACUGGAACAUUCUUAUUGGUGGCCGCAUGAGUGAAAACUUCUGGGGUGUUGUUGAGGGCGAAUAUCUUGCGGUUAGAGACCUCAAUGCUGUUGUACAUCUCCAAAAAAGACGGUUAAGGAAGAAAGAUGAACAUGGUGUGAUUAGAGUCGCAUAUGCUAAGAAAGAUGUUCCUUCAGACGCUGCAGCAGCGGAAUCGACCAGGAGUGGUCUAGAGUCGUUCGCGAGGGAGUCACAGUCUCCCUCGCGGACAGCAGCAUACACAGCUCAGCUACAUAAAUCACGCGGUUUCCGAGACAAUAUUGAGGCCCAUUCAUCCCGUCCCAAUGACCAAAAUUACGGAUCGGCUUCGUCAGACACUAAUCGGAUACCGGAAGAUAAUAGAGUGCGGUCAGUUGCAGGCGAAGAGGAGCCAAUUUGGGAGGAAUGGAUCAAUUUCGAGGAGAGGGGAUGUGAAAGCCCAGGAAGUCCCGACAAGCUUCCAGUAGUGGGCUACAGUCAGUCCCGCACUCCAGAUCCAAGCCCGCUCAAUAUAUCCUCGAAAACAGGGUACAGUUACCCUCCUGGAAUCUCCGACAAUGCUAUAUUAGCCCAAUCGAUGACAGGCCCAACCUGCGACCCGCAGCUGUUACCUACUCUCCGGAUAAGUGAAGUGGUUGGCGAUGGCUCCAGCCCAGAUUUCUCCGGAAUUCAACAACCUCGUCCUCUCCUUGUGGUUCUGGUACUUGUUCCACACCAUCUGGUCGCACCUCCAGCCCAACCAACACCAAUCAGACCUCAGAGGAUGGGUUCGACAAUCGAAACGAAAGCAAAGUCGCAAUUCCACGAAUUAAACCCUCUGCAAAUGGACUACAGUACAGGCGACACAAAUAUCAGCUCGAUCGUGAAGCACGAGAAGCAUACAAAUGCAACCGGCCCGGGUGCCGCAAAAGCUUCACGUGCCUGA